Manis javanica (Malayan pangolin) is the source of this 3630-nucleotide messenger RNA. RefSeq names its product chymase. The record is from RefSeq and is a predicted model, not a curated record. Gene Ontology annotation, molecular function: serine-type endopeptidase activity. Gene Ontology annotation, biological process: proteolysis. Gene Ontology annotation, cellular component: intracellular membrane-bounded organelle; cytoplasm. Lineage: Eukaryota; Metazoa; Chordata; Mammalia; Pholidota; Manidae.
UUAGACUUUAAAUUUAGAAAAAAAACAUGGUCACUUGGGAACAUCAGCUGUGGAAGGAAGUAGAGCUUACUGUGAGGGCAGGCGCCGCUGCGUCAGGAAAAUGCAGCCAGUGAAGGAUGUGCUCUUCUUGCUCUGCUGUCUCAAUCUGAUGCCAGAUGGCAGAACCCCACGCCAUCAGUUGUACCUUACCUAUGGCAUUUCUUAUAAGAAACUUCAAAAUUUAUGAAAGUUUAUAGGUUUCAUAGCCCUACAUGGCAGCUUGAGGGCUAAAGUCACCUUUAGACACAUGUGCCAGCAAUACAGACACAGCAGUUACUCAGAGAGCAAGAUUAAGAAACAAUCUAGCAGCCUAAAGUUGAAGGAAUAACACAGGAUGCUGUGCAAAGCAGAGCACACCUGACGUCUGUAAAUCUGAUUAAUCUGUAGUAUGUUCAGGGGAAUUUAGAGGAAAAAAUACAUACAGUCUCAAAGAUCCAUCACUUCCUCAUCAAAUGGUCAUAUGGCAGCACAAAGCAAAACACAAUUAAGGAAUAAAACCAACACUUAUUAAGACCAACCUGUAGCAUUUUACAUUUAGCACCAUAUAUUUAAUUCUCCAAAAGCUCUGUUGCAUGUCAUUCUUAUUUCACCAACACAGCAACUACAGCUGAGACCUUAAGGAACUUUCCCACAGUCAGACAGACAGUUAUGUGGCGGAAGGAAGAUUCAAGAGCGCCCAUCUCGUUGCAAAGCCAGGCACAUGCCCUGAACAUCAAAGUGAAUAACGGCACAGAUAAUAGAUGUUUCAGCAACCCAGGAGGAAUGAUCCCUCUGCAUUAUAGUGGCAAAGGAAUUGCCACCAUCAUUAAAUGCCAGAGCUUGACAUCAAGUCCAACCCUUUCCUUCCCACUGCUUGUGAAUUUUAAACAAGACUCCAUCCAAUCUCUACUUGAAUAUCUCCAGCAAUAGGGAAAUCCCUAACUUCCCCUCAUGACACAUUCAUGUUGUAACAACUGAUUAUUUGUAAACUCUUCCUUGUACAGAGUUUACAUCUGUUUGCUAAGGUGCUAUAAAAUCAGAUAUGAAAGCUACCUAGCCAGAAACAACAUCCAAACUUCACGGGGGUCUCAUCAGCAAGAGCCUCACAGUUCAUUGGCUUGGCCCAGAUCCCAGGGGCAGCACCAGACACCCCGAACAUAAAAGCCACAUCCCUCUCCCACUCACCCUCACAAUGAAAAUUAAUUCCACACGAUGCCUGCUCCCUCAUGUUACACUCUUCUAAAUCAAAUUUUACACCCAUUCAUCUGAUUGGCAGAGUCUCAGUCACAUGAUUGGGCCUAGAUGCAGAAGAAUGUGGGAAAGGAAGUUUGUGGACUCUACCUAGGAAGGCAAGAAUCAUAAUUGGGAAUUUCUCUAAAAAAGAAAGGUGUUCAAAAGACACCAAGAAUCCACCACAUAUGUGACAAAUGUCCACAGUGGUCCAUCGCUUGGCUGCCCUACACAAAUGUGCAUCCAUUUCCAUACUUAACCUUCUUAAAAACCUUCCAUUGAACCUUACUAAAAACCUUACUAUCUUACUAUCCAAGAGAAAUGACACUCCACCCUGUUACCCCACUCUUUCCUGGACUCCCUGCUUCUCCAAGACUGUGGAAAACAAUAGAUAUGUGCUUGAAACCCAGUAAUGAUAGUUAUGAGUUGUGUUAUCUGGGUCAUGCUAAUGUGUCUGAGUCUGUAUUUGUAAAGUGACAGUAAUGGUAUUUCCCAAGGUUGCUGUAGGGGGAAAAAAGUAGAACCUCAGAUACUCACAUCUGUAGAUAUUCUACUUUAGCAAAACAAGCUUGAUUCAUGAUGUGAGAGUAGGAAUCCUCCCACCCCCCAGAGCAAACCAUCCUUCUACAUUUACAUCCCCAUUGGCAGGACCCUACUUCUCUAUUUCUCUCUGGUGGUUGAGCAGAAAGGGCCCUUAAUUUGGAAUCAGGAAAAUCUAUUUCUGAACUAUAGUCCUUGAUAACCAAUCUGUAAGACUGAGAAAAUAAUAACUACUCACAGGAUUAUUAUGAAAACAUAAUAUAUCUAAGAGCUGUGACAAUAAAUGACAUACAUAGGCUCUUGAAAAAUGCUAAUACCAAUCCUGUUUGCCCUUUAGAUAAUGUUUGUAAAGUCCUAUCAUAGUGUAUAUUCCCUUCCCUGGUCUACUCUCCUUGGAUCCUUCUUCUGCCUAUUCAGAGGAAAAGAGAAAUCCAGAUUAAUCUUUUUCAAAUUGCAGGUGAUCAUCCCUUAUGUGAGAUGCUGCUCACAUUUUAUUAUGGAAUGGAAUAGAAUGGAAACUAACAGAGAGCACUGCACAUGAUAAGGAUAAAUAAACUUUUGAUUCAUUUGCAUGCAUGUAUGUUUGCACUCAUGUACUUACACAUACAUGUGCAUGUGCAUUGGGUCUUUUUGCAAAACACAUUUCCUACUCAUAACCAGAAAAGUACACAUGUUUCUGAGUGCUCAGGGAAAGGACUCUCCCCCACCCAUGUUUCUGAUAGGCCUUUAAUGAACUGCCCUAACUGGGAAUGAGCCCUCCAGCCCCUACCCCAGAGAAGGCACUGUGGCUGAGAGCUCAUCCCAGAAGCCAGCACUUGGAAAUCAGACCUCAACUUCACCUCUAGCAAAACAGAGGGCAACUCUCAGGGAACUUCUGAUCAGAAAGACAGCCAGCUUAGAAUGAGAGAAGGAAACCUGACCACAUAGUUCCUGUGCUCCCAGCCCAGCCCAGCCCUCACUUGCUGAGAGUUAUAAAACCCGAGACCAGAAAACAGAAGGAGCAUCUGCCCUGAGCAGCCCCUCUGAGAAGAUGCAUCAUCUUCCCCUCCCCCUGCUCUUCUUUUUCCUAUGCUUUGGAGCUGAAGCUGGAGAGAUCAUCGGAGGCACAGAAUGCAAGCCACACUCCCGCCCUUACAUGGCCUACCUGACAAUUGUCACUCCCCAGAAUGACCUGGCAUAUUGCUAUGGUUUCCUGAUAAGAAGGGACUUUGUGCUGACAGCUGCUCACUGUGCUGGAAGGUCUGUAAUGGUCAUGCUUGGGGUCCAUGACAUAAAAGAGAAAGAAGGCACAUGGCAGAAGCUUGAGGUUGUGGAACAAGUCCCACAUCCAAAAUAUGAUGCCUUUAUUAUUCAGCAUGACAUCAUGUUACUCAAGUUGAAGGAGAAAGCCAAUCUGACCCUGGCCGUGGGGACGCUCCCCCUUGCACCUCAGUUCGACUUCAUCCAGCCUGGAAGAGUGUGCCGGGCAGCUGGCUGGGGAAGAACAGAGGUGAACGGGUCAGGCUCCACCAUCCUGCAAGAGGUGAAACUGACUCUCAUGGAUCCCCAGGCCUGCAGACACUACAGGGCUUUUGACCACGACCUCUAGCUGUGUGUUGGCAAUCCCAGGAAGACAAACUCUGUGUUUAAGGGAGAUUCAGGGGGCCCUCUUCUGUGUGCUGGAGUAGCUCAGGGCAUUGUCUCCUAUACCCGGAGGGAUGCAAAGCCCCCUGAUGUCUUCACCCGGAUCUCCCAUUACCGGCCCUGGAUCAAUAAAGUCCUGAAGGAGAAUUAACCCUGGAGCCUGGGCCAGCCUGAGGGGAAAUCUGGAACUGGACCUGAAUGGGUUCUCUGUGCCACGCA